CCCGGUACUUUUCUCCGCCCCUUCCCCAUCUCGAUCUAGGGCACGCCACCGCUCACAUCCGUUCACCGCCACCGCCGUCGCCGGUGGUUUUUCCUUGAACUUUAACAUAAGUCUGAUCCAUUCAAUACCUUCUCUCUAUAUCUUACGCUUGCAUCUUUAGCAACUUGCUCUCCCACGGCUAUUGUUGGCGCUGCCCGGGGCAUAAUCUACCGCCAGAGCCGGCCGCCGGAGAUAUAAAAGUAGGGUAACCUAGGCACCUGUCGUUGAGCUGUGACUGGAUGCCAUGCACGCGGCUAAAUCAUGCAAAUCGUUGAUACUGUACUAAGAAGAGUAUUGCUUUGGAAGCAGCCUCGCUGCGCCCAGAUUUAGUGGGACGCAUUCCUGUGUAUAGAUAGCCUCUUCGUUAUCUGUCGUUCAAGAAUCCUCUGUAAUAAUGGCUGGAGCCGCUUGGUUCUAAUGCCGUGCGCCUAGGAGAUAGGAGCAAGGGAAUGAUUGAGAAUCAUUUGAAGCCUUUGUUUGGGACAUAGCCUGUUGUAUACACAUUCAUGGAAAGCAGAAGUGAAGGAGACGAAUUGAUAGAGGAUUAUGUUGAAUGUCUGAUGUCCCUGGAUGCUGCUGCCCGCCCCUGUGAUGAUGAUAAUUCAUCCCUUGCAGCUCAUUCUGAAGAUCCCUCAAAUAUUCCUGUUGGAAUCAUUAUUCAACCAGAUAAAGAUUUGGCUUCUGUUACUACAGAGGAUAGUAAAGAACCCAUAUUAGGUAUGGAGUUUGAAUCUGAUGAGGCUGCAAAGUCAUUCUACAAUGACUAUGCUCGUCGAUUAGGUUUCCCUUUCCGAGUGGGCAGGUCCCGACGUUCUAAGGGUGUUGAGGAGGUCCUUAUUAUGAAGAGAUUUGUGUGUUCUAAAGAAGGCAUAUACCGGAAGAAACCUUCAAGUGAAGGGAUGAGAAAACGUGAGAGAAUGUCAAUGAGGGAAGGUUGCAAGGCAAUGAUGGAGGUGGUACGCAACUCUGAUCGAUGGGUAGUCUCAAAGCUUGAGAAGGCUCACAAUCAUCACCUUGGAACAUGUAGUCGAGUGGGCUAUCUUCGUGCAAGAGGUUUUAUUGAUACAUCUGAGAAAACAAAUAUAGUUUCAUCUGAUACUGCGACUCUACUUCGACAAAAUGCCUUUGGUGAAGGAGGUGAUGCUCAGAGUCUUCUAGAUUACUUCAAGAGAAUGCAAGCUGAGAACCCAGCAUUCUUUUAUUCUAUCCAAGUUGACAACAAUAGCUGUGUGACUAAUGCUUUCUGGGUGGACUCCAAAGCUAGAACUGCAUACAACUAUUUUGGUGAUACUGUAUCAUUUGAUACAACAUACAAAAAGAAUAAGUACAUGAUGCCCUUUGUUGCAUUCUCUGGAAUCAACCAUCACUUGCAGCCUGUUAUCUUAGGAUGUGCCUUGCUUAUAGAUGAGUCUGAAUUUGCAUUUAUUUGGCUAUUCGAAACUUGGUUAGCUGCAAUGGGUGGCCGCCCUCCUUUGUCAUUGGUUACUGAUCAGAAUAGGGCCAUGGCAGCGGCAAUUGCAAAGGUAUUCCCUAGUACCUGCCAUCGAUUUUGCAAGUGGCUCAUUUUAAGUAGAAGCAAGCAGAAGUUAGCUCAUCUGUAUUCCACACAUACUUCUUUGAGAGGGGAACUGGAAGAAUGUGUCAUCAAGACUGAAACUGUUGAAACUUUUGAAGCUAGAUGGGCAUCAAUCAUAGACAGAUACGAUCUUCGGAAAAAUUCAUGGCUUCAGACACUAUAUAAUAUCCGACAAAAGUGGAUCCCAUUGUACUUAAAGGAUACAUUUUUUGGAGAAAUGUCUCCCUUUCAGAAGCUAGAAACUAUGAAUGAUUUCUAUAAAAAGUACUUCAAUACAAAGACCUCAUUAAAAGUAUUUCUCACUCAGUUUGAAUUGAUUAUGGCGAGGCGAUUUGAAGAAGAAGUGCAAGAAGACUACAAUACUCUAUGCACUAAGCCAAACCUGAAGACUGCCUCGCCAAUAGAGAAACAAGCAUCAGCUAUCUACACAAGAGCAGUAUUCAAUAAAUUCCAAGAGGAGUUUGUGGAAUCUUUAGGUUACAACGUUUACAAAAUAAAAGAUGGAGUAAAUUGCAAAUUCACUGUAACAGGUGAUGAGGAUUCUCUGGAGACAUUCAUUGUCUCAUAUAAUACUAGCAAAAUGGCAGCAGCUUGUAGUUGCAAAAACUUUGAGUUUUCUGGCAUUUUAUGCCGCCAUAUUUUGGGGGUGUCCUUGAUGAUUGAUGUUCGAGUUCUGCCUAAAGAGUAUUUCUUGCAGCGUUGGACUAGAAAUGCAAAAGUUGGCUCCGCAAUGUAUGAACUCAAUGGUGAGCUUCUUAAUCCUUCCCAAGAAUCCAUUACUUCACGAUACAAUGAUCUUUGUCGAGAUGCCAUUAGAUGUGCAGAGAAAGGGGCUAUUUCUGCAAAGAUGUAUAAAGCUGCCAAAGAUGUUUUAAAGAAAGCCUAUGACAAUAUGAUUGCUUUUGAGAAAAAUGCUUCAAGAGGUUCACAGACAGAUGGAAUCAACAUUAAUGAAGAAAUUACUAUAGAUGAUGCGAUCAAUGAUCAGUCUUUGCAAGAUCCUGAAAGAAAGGUCACAAACUUAAUCGGACAGCUACUUGGCCACUGGGGGUCACCAUAAAAGGAUUUCUUUCUGGUGUAUUUGUAAUUUUAUGCAUAGCACUGUUUGAUUUAUCCAUCAUCACAGACCCUUGAGCUUUCAGCAGAUUGCCAAAGAGGUUCUGAUCAUGUUCUGGUCUAGUUGGUUUGCCAAAGUUUGUCUUGCGAUGUUUGGUACUUUUGAAGGGAAGGUUGGAAACAUGGCGAUAUCCAAGUAAGAUAUCAUUAAAGGCCAGAUCAUCAAAAUGAUGUACAUAUAUAUUAAUUAUUUGUUUUCUCCUCCCACUCUCUGCUAUUCUAGAUUUACAUAUCAGGACAUGAUGCAAAGUUAGUUUGUACUAAAUGGACUGUGUAUGUGUCUGUUGAGAAUUCAUUUAUAAAUAACAAAUUUAGCUUAUAAAAGA
Molecule: messenger RNA, 3057 nt
Organism: Zingiber officinale
Lineage: Eukaryota; Viridiplantae; Streptophyta; Magnoliopsida; Zingiberales; Zingiberaceae
Product: protein FAR1-RELATED SEQUENCE 5-like
Exons: 4
Coding region: 546-2675 (709 amino acids)
Biological process (GO): regulation of DNA-templated transcription
Molecular function (GO): zinc ion binding
Source: RefSeq, a predicted model, not a curated record